GAAUAUUUCUUUCUUUUUAAAGUCUUAGCAUAAUCAAAGGCAUUUCAAAUUUCAAUCAAUAGUCUCAAAAAUCGACAAAUCUCUUCAACAAUGUAUGAGCCACAACAGUUGUCGGACAACAAUGCCGGUGGUUUCAGUGCCGGAGCUGACGUGUCACCUACUCUCCGGCGAACUGAUUCAUCUCUCUCUAAUUCAACUGUUGACCGAACAGUUGACCGAAUGCUCUUCAAUGACCUCGUUGAGAUCGUCCCUCUUGUUCAAUCCCUCAUUGAUCGAAAGGCGAAGUCUUCAUUUACUAGAAGGGGAUCAAUGACCUACACCAAAACGCCUUCAAGAGAGUCUCUAUACAAGAAGACUUCUGAAGCAAAAGGAAGGAACGCAGCUCAAUCAAAUGCAACGAAAAAGCAUAGGGACCAAAAUAAAAAUGUUGGCGGUGACCAAGAUGGAUUUGCUGAGAACAUUUCAAUGCUUUCCUCAAGGUCAUAUUUGUCAGAAAAAGAUAGAGAAGAAUUAAAGGCUUUGAGGGAGCAAGUGGAGGAUAUGCAAAAAAAGUUAUUGGAGAAAGAUGAACUUUUGAAGGAAAUAGAGGUGUCAAAGAAUGAAAUGGCUUCUAUUUAUGCUAAACUAGAUGUAAUGAAAAAGGAAUAUGCAGAAAAGGACUCUUUACUCGAUUCGACUCAAGCGAAACUCUCUGAUGCGAAGGUUAAGCUAGCCGACAAGCAGGCAGCAGUGGAGAAGUUAGAAUGGGAAGCGACGACUUCAAGAAAGAAAGUGGAGAAGCUGCAGGAAGAUCUAGAGGUGGUGCAGCGAGAAAUAGCAUUUUUCAUGCUGUUUGUUCAAAAGUUGACAAAGAAUGGUUCCAGGGGUUUAGCUGAAGAUUAUGAUGUUAUCCCUUACUUAUGUGACAAGAACAUCGAAACGGGUCAACCAAAUGAAACAGGAAUGCAGGAAGUAGAGUUGGCAAGAGAAGCUUAUAUUGCAGCAAUUGCCGCUGCUAAAGAAAAUCAAGAUGAAGCAUCUUUUUCCGCAGCUGCCAAAGCAAGAUUAUAUCUGCAGUCACUUGUUCUGAGAACAUAAACAUGGAUUCUAGUUGGACUUCUAUCGUUUGUAUUACUCUGCAGAUGAUGUUGUUUAAAUAAUUUAUGUUGACAGUAAAUUUCUCAAGCAAUUGUACAACAACAUGCCCACGAUUGAUUACCGAUAUACAGAAGCUCUCUGUUGCUACUUUUGGGUGUAAUUAGUGAGUAAUGUGCUGGAAUUCUGAAUAGUGUUGUUGGAUGUUACUUUUUUGUUUCUUUGA
Lycium barbarum (goji berry) is the source of this 1300-nucleotide messenger RNA. Its product is annotated as protein MICROTUBULE BINDING PROTEIN 2C-like. Gene Ontology annotation, biological process: plasmodesmata-mediated intercellular transport. The coding region runs from base 91 to 1077 and encodes 328 amino acids. The transcript has 5 exons. NCBI's taxonomy places the organism in Eukaryota, Viridiplantae, Streptophyta, Magnoliopsida, Solanales, Solanaceae. The record is from RefSeq and is a predicted model, not a curated record. Gene Ontology annotation, molecular function: microtubule binding.